Molecule: messenger RNA, 600 nt
Organism: Lindgomyces ingoldianus
Lineage: Eukaryota; Fungi; Ascomycota; Dothideomycetes; Pleosporales; Lindgomycetaceae
Product: UPF0041 domain protein
Exons: 3
Coding region: 76-456 (126 amino acids)
Biological process (GO): pyruvate import into mitochondria
Cellular component (GO): mitochondrial inner membrane
Source: RefSeq, a predicted model, not a curated record
CAACACCAAAGAAACGAUUGCCGCCUUUUUCUCAACACCUCCCACUCCGUCUCCACUCCCCAUUCCCGACUCAAGAUGGCGGCCGCAGCCCGAGCGCUCAAUGCGAAAAUACGCUCCAACAAAUACCUCGAUUACUUCUGCUCGACUCACUUCUGGGGCCCGGCGAGUAAUUUCGGUAUCCCGAUUGCGGCGGUCGCAGAUAUGACGAAGGAUCCCGAGAUUAUAUCUGGCCGCAUGACCGCCGCCCUCUCCUGCUACAGCGCUGUCUUCAUGCGCUACGCCCUUGCCGUCUCUCCCAGGAAUUACCUCCUCUUCGGCUGCCACUUCAUCAACUGCGCAUCCCAGCUCACACAGGGUUACCGGUAUAUGCAGUACUGGAAUUUUGGAGGACGGGAUGCUGCUUUGAAGGCGAAGGAAGCGGCCGGGAAGAUUGCUGAGAAGACGGUUGGGAAAUAAGAACAGAAGAGGAUAGGGAGCGGGAGAGUGAGGGGACGGGGGAUAGUGGAGGCGUUUACAUCUUAAUCCAGGCUCUUGUCAUAGUAGAUUCAAUUCACGGGACAUAGCAAUACCUAGUGAAACAGUGUUUCAGGGGAAUAAAAU